GGUCCCGGCGGCUGGAUGGGCAGCGGCGGCGCGGGCCGCGGGCGGCGAUGGGCGAGGAGCAGAGCACGGUGAGCGGCGGCGGCGGGCCCCAGGAGUCGCAGACCCUGACCGGUGGCACUGCGGGCCACCCCGAGCCCCCGAGGCCACAGGGGGACAGCGCCCGGCCGCCCCCGCUGUGCGCCGCCUCCGCUGAGCCGAGCGGCGGUGGCUGUGGAAGCGACUGGGGCUGCGCGGACACCAGCGCCCCGGAGCCGGCGAGGAGCUCGGGGGCCCCGAGCUGGAGGCAGAGCCGAGCACCGGCGCAGCCUGCGGGACUGGCACUCGCCGGGCCUCUCAACCCUCAGACCUUGCGACUGCAGUUGGAGCUGGAGGAGGAAGAGGAGGAAGCUGGGGACCGAAAAGAGGGAGGGGAUGAACAGCAGGAGGCGCCCCCAGGCGAGGAGCUGGAGCCCGGGACCCGCGCGGGGGCCGCCGACGGACUGGUGCUGGACGUGCUGGGUCAGCGGCGCCCGCCCCCCGCCAAGAGACAAGUCUUUUGCUCCGUGUACUGCGUGGAGAGCGACUUGCCCGAGGCCCCUGCCUCGGAGCGGCUCUCGCCGCCCGCGUCGCCACUUGGGGCUCCGUCAGUGCCGAACCCUCCCAGCACCCGCUCUUCCUUCCCCAGCCCCCGGCUGUCCCUCCCAGCGGAUUCCCUGUCCCCCGACGGCGGCAGCAUCGAGCUGGAAUUCUACCUGGCGCCCGAGCCGUUCUCCAUGCCCAGCUUGUUGGGAGCUCCACCCUACUCUGGCCUGGGCGGUGUAGGGGAUCCCUAUGGGCCCCUCAUGGUGCUGAUGUGCCGGGUGUGCCUGGAAGACAAACCCAUCAAGCCCCUGCCUUGCUGCAAGAAGGCCGUGUGCGAGGAGUGCCUCAAAAUCUACCUGAGCGCCCAGGUACAACUUGGCCAAGUAGAAAUCAAAUGCCCAAUAACAGAGUGUUUUGAAUUCUUGGAAGAAUCAACUGUUGUCUAUAACUUAACGCAUGAAGACUCCAUCAAGUAUAAGUACUUCUUGGAACUUGGCCGUAUUGAUUCCAGCACCAAGCCGUGUCCUCAGUGCAAGCACUUUACAACCUUCAAGAAAAAAGGACAUAUUCCCACCCCUUCCAGAUCAGAAAGCAAAUACAAAAUCCAGUGCCCUACCUGCCAAUUCAUCUGGUGUUUUAAGUGCCACUCUCCUUGGCAUGAAGGUGUUAACUGCAAGGAGUACAAAAAAGGAGACAAAUUGUUGCGUCACUGGGCCAGCGAAAUUGAGCAUGGGCAGAGGAAUGCCCAGAAGUGUCCGAAGUGCAAGAUCCACAUCCAGAGAACUGAAGGAUGUGACCACAUGACCUGCUCACAAUGUAACACUAAUUUUUGUUAUCGAUGUGGGGAGAGGUACCGCCAGCUCCGAUUUUUUGGAGACCACACAUCAAACCUCAGUAUAUUUGGAUGCAAAUAUCGCUACCUCCCGGAAAGACCUCAUUUAAGGAGAUUAGUGCGAGGGUCAGUCUGUGCUGGAAAAUUAUUCAUUGCACCUCUAAUUAUGGUUUUGGGAUUGGCACUAGGGGCCAUAGCAGUUGUAAUCGGUUUAUUUGUAUUUCCUAUCUAUUGCCUUUGUAAAAAACAGAGGAAACGAUCACGGACAGGUAUGCACUGGUAAAAUGCAGUUGAUUUCAUCCAAAUAAGCUGGUUUGAGUAGGAGUGAUAUAGAAUGGUACACCCAUCUGUGAGUCACAUCUUGAAAAAUACUGAGAGGAACCUUCUACCAUCUCAUCUCCCAGUGAUUCUCCGUGGGCCAUAAUGCCUCUAGCUAUGGUGCACUCCCAACAUGGUAUCCUGUCCUUUCCCUAAACAAAUUGCUGCUGCUUUUAAAAAAUGGUCACUUUCAUAAACUAUAAACAUCUAUAUCAUAACUCUGCCCUUUGUGGUUCUUGGAAGAAGAUACUUUAGGAACAGUUAUCCUCAGAAUUCUUCUGAGCACGCCUCUUCUGAGAAUUGCUUGGACUGUCUUUGAACUCUGCACCUCCUUCCAGGCCAUCUUGUGAGACUUGGUAUGAAUAGCUGAAGUCCCAUCUGUACCAACAAGCAAGGCCACUUUUCAGAAGAUAAGAGUUCACUGAAUGCACCUAUUAUAAUCUGUGGCCCAAGCAGUAUAAUUCCUUUAUCCAUCAAAUGUUAAAAGCCUCAAUGUCCAAAAGGGAAUGAAUGAAAGUAAAUUAAUGAGAAGAAUACUAAGUUACUGAAGUGUAUAUGUGUAGAGGUGUGAAUGUGUGUGUAUAUAUAAAUAUGUAUUAAAACUAGGCCUAAUAACCUUGUAUUUAUCCAGUUCCAUACCGCUACACUAUUUUUCCACAUUUUCAUAGACCUAUUGAAAGAUGAUGGUUCCUUUGUGGACGUAAUUUGGCAAUGUAUUGAAUUAAAGUCAAUGUAGACAACAGGCUAUUUCGAUGCUGA
Messenger RNA from Saimiri boliviensis boliviensis (Bolivian squirrel monkey), 2470 nucleotides. RefSeq names its product ring finger protein 217 (gene RNF217). Gene Ontology annotation, molecular function: ubiquitin-protein transferase activity; zinc ion binding. Gene Ontology annotation, biological process: protein ubiquitination. NCBI's taxonomy places the organism in Eukaryota, Metazoa, Chordata, Mammalia, Primates, Cebidae. The record is from RefSeq and is a predicted model, not a curated record.